Fusarium keratoplasticum is the source of this 1410-nucleotide messenger RNA. RefSeq lists its product as uncharacterized. The record is from RefSeq and is a predicted model, not a curated record. Gene Ontology annotation, biological process: positive regulation of transcription by RNA polymerase II. Bases 1 to 1410 code for a protein of 469 amino acids. Gene Ontology annotation, molecular function: DNA-binding transcription factor activity; transcription cis-regulatory region binding. Lineage: Eukaryota; Fungi; Ascomycota; Sordariomycetes; Hypocreales; Nectriaceae. The transcript has 3 exons. Gene Ontology annotation, cellular component: nucleus.
AUGAUGGGGAAGGCCACAUUCGACACAGCUGAUGGAUUCAGCAGAAGGUCUGACUCUGAAGUCCGUUUACUAUUCCCAGAGCCACGGUCAGGCGAACAUGGUGAGCGAGAGGCGCGUCCCUCCCCUGUGUCAGUAUCCUGGUCGCUUGUCGAACCUGGGCUGCAAGACCUGUCACAAGAUUGCCGGCAGUACAUACGCUACUUCGAUCUCGAGCUGUCAAAAGAAUGCGUCGUAUACAACAAUCCGUCAGCGAAUCCCUUCCUCGCCCUGAUGCCUCUUAUGCCUGGUAGUCACGCCUUGUCCCACAUUAUGGUCUCGAUAUCAGCCUUCCACUUUACGCAUCGGAUCGUGAUUAAUCACAUUCAAGCCCCUUCGGGCAGCAGGAGAUUUCCCACCCAAGUCUCGGAGGACUGGUACUCGCCGGAAGACCAUGCCUGGCAAAAGAACCAGCCCAACUAUGGCAACUCACUCAGCACAGCCUUGUCGCACAAGCAAAAAGCCCUCGAGUGUUUAAAACACGAACUCCAAGUUCACCCCGAGAGAAACAACGACGCGGUUAUUGCAGCAGUCAUCCUCUUUAUCUGCCUGGAUGUGGUCGAGUUCGGAGGCCGAGGGUGGAAACAUCAUCUGCGCGGUGCUGAAGAGAUGAUUCGAAGUCGCAAGUCAGCAUCAAGAGGAGACUUGGACUCGGCCAGGUGGCUCACAUACUUUGACACAGCGUGCACGACAUUUGGAAUCAUGGGAGCGACACUGGCACCAGCACACCUCUCCAGCCGACCACCAUCCUGUUUGGACCCUUCAUUCCUACAGACUCUUCGACACUCUGAACACCAAACUUGGGUUGGCUGUCCGGCUGAACUUCUCUAUUUGCUCUCGGUUAUUGAUUCGAUACGCUCAGUCCAUCACUCAGUCCCCGAACGAGAAGAUACGAUUGCUAGCCUCUGCAGCUGCCUUGGCACCUUUUCGCCCUCAACGUGGGCCAAGGAUUUCCCAGAUCAACAACACUACCAGUCACGAUACCACCUUGCCUGCACCUAUAAGGCAGCGAUUGAAGUUUAUGCUUCUCAUAUCAUCGGACCAUCCUCCGAAGACCAAUAUCUAUCUGAAUCCUACAUCCUCGAUACAACGCAACGUGGAAUAGCCCACAUGCUCUCGAUACCACCACACGACUUUCAUAUCAAGAGUUUAGUCUGGCCGGCAUUUGUUCUUGGGGCAGAAACCGAGCGUCCAGAUCUUAGACAAGCAGUGAGAGCGACCUUUCGGCAUAUCUGGGUGUCAUCGUGCUGUUAUAAUGCAAGAAAUGCAGCGAGGAUGCUGGAUAAGAUAUGGGCUUGGGGCGGUGAUGGAAGCGGGGACAAGUCAUGGUUGGAGUUUGUUCAGGAGAAGGAAGAAAGCUGGUUGUUCCUGUAG